This is a messenger RNA of Paraphaeosphaeria sporulosa, 1557 nucleotides long. RefSeq lists its product as uncharacterized. The coding region runs from base 264 to 1436 and encodes 390 amino acids. The transcript is spliced from 3 exons. NCBI's taxonomy places the organism in Eukaryota, Fungi, Ascomycota, Dothideomycetes, Pleosporales, Didymosphaeriaceae. The record is from RefSeq and is a predicted model, not a curated record.
AGCCGUACCCUGGGGAAGCGGAUGCAUCGUUCGCUGCAUCUUGGCAGGUACGCACUGUGCAGACUAGACGGGAUCUGCAAGGCGGUGUUGAACAUUUGGGAAGCGUACCAUGGAUGUUGCUGGCAGGGCUCAGGGGAGCACGUCCAGUCGUCGACGGUAUAAGGAUGUCAGUUUCUGCUAGGAGUGGGACUUGAUUGCAACUUCACCUGUCAUUCCUCACUUCAAAAGACAGGACAGAGCAAUUCCAUACACUCUUUUUCACCAUGGCGAGCCGCAAUAUCGGGGUUUCAUUGAUGGACGUUCCCACCAUUUGCUUCGGCUUCACACUCGGCUUCGCGACUCUCACAAUCUCCAAAGCGGCGAAGCAGACCCUCUCGGUUAUGCGCAGGAAAAACAACAAAUUCAGCCCCUACAUCUUCAUGAUUUGGAUCGAGAUAGUCGUGUGCCUCGCCAUGGCCAUCAUGAGCUGGCUCUGGAUCCGCGGCGACCUACCCUCCACACUCUGGUACUUCUUCAUCCAAGUCACGCUCUGGUCGAUCCAGCUGCAACUCCUCCUCCAAAUCAUCGCGAACCGCAUCUCCCUGAUCCUGCCCUCCCGCAGUGACGGCCGGCGCCUGCGUCUCGCCCUCUUCCUCGGCAUCCUGCUGAUAAACAUCAGCGUGUACUGUAUCUGGAUUCCCGCACGCCUGAACGUGUCGCCGACAUGGGUCAAGCUCAACGAGGUAUGGGACCGCGUCGAGAAAGUGAUAUACCUCAUUGUUGACGCCGGACUCAACGCAUACUUCCUGUACCUCGUGAAAGUGCGUCUCGUGGACGCCGGGUUAAAGAAGUACGAGGAGCUGUGGCGCUUCAACGUAGGCAUCAGCAGUAUCAGCAUCAGCAUGGAUCUUCUCAUCAUCGGGAUGAUGAGUUUGCCGAACGACCUGGUAUAUGUCCAAUUCCACCCCCUGAGUUACAUUGUGAAAUUGAACAUUGAGCUCUGCAUGUCCGACCUCAUCUCAAAGGUCGUCCGCAAGCGCGACCGCACCGACAAACCCCACGAGCACGACUCCUCGUCCAAUCCCUCCCAGGGCACCGAACUCCCCUCCACAACCACGAAAACCGGCACCUUUGGCGGCACCACGUUCACGAGAUCCAAAUUAGGGCACACUGGCAGCAAAGAUAAAGAUGCAAAAUCGCAGACUGUGAGUAACGUCCGAGAAGACAGUUCCGGGCCCAACGGAGAGGGAAAAGAGGACGCAGAGAGCUCGGGAGAUAGCAUUCAUUCAAGCAGCAGUAGUGACAGCGGGAUCAAUUUCCGCGUGUCGGGCGAUGCGAAUGCGAGCGGGAUCGUGAGGGAGGUGACGGUGCAGAUCGAGGUGGAUAGUGUGAGGGAGGGAGAUGAUGAGCAGAGGAGUACGAAGAGUACGACGAUACUGAGGGGCGGGGGGUGGUGAGGCUAGCUUUCCGCAGAAGAGGGGGUGGACGUGGGGAUGGAGAGAAAGGGGAGGCCGAGAGCAGAAGAGCACAUGAUGCCCAGCGCAAAUACACGAAUACAAUACACAGAUAAUACAAAGC